AAUGAUCCCGAAUUCCUUUCCAAAAAAAAAAGGGUGGAAAGCUAAAUCCAAAGGUUUCUGUAUUUACUACUAUUUUCUGUUCUCACAAUGAUCAAUCAUCCAUUUCUGUGUUUUGUUCCUAUCUUAUUAAUCAUUGCUCAAUCAGCCGAAGGGUGCUAUACAUCCAUUUUUGCCUUUGGUGAUUCCCUCACGGAUAAUGGAAACUUGCUUGCCCUCUCGGCCCCAAGAAUUAUACACCAGGGCCGCCUUCCCAACGGAGAAACUUACUUCCACCAUCCAACUGGCCGAUGCUGCGAUGGCCGUCUCAUCGUUGAUUUCUUAGCUCAGCAAUUUGGACUUCCAAUUCCACCACCUUAUACUGAAGUUUCGAAAGAGAGGACAAUGGAUGUUCGUGCUGGGGUGAAUUUUGCAGUGGCAGGAGCAAGAGCUCUGGACACUGAUUUUUAUGAUAAGAUUGGAAUAAUUGAUCCUGUCACUAAUGAUACCCUGCGAGUUCAGCUGGAUUGGUUCAAACACAUGUUGCCAUCUAUAUGUGGCCCCGAAAAAGAUUGUGGAGGGCAGCUGAAGAGUUCACUAGUCCUUUUAGGACCAUUUGGAGGAAAUGAUUAUCGCUAUGCUUUAUUUCAGGGAGCAAGUCUGGCGGAGAGAAAGCUGCUUGCACAUCUAAUUACUGAUGCCGCGGUCUCAGCUGUCAAUGAAUUGGUUGAACUUGGAGUUGGUGCAGUGAUGGUUCCAGGACUUGUACCAGAUGGGUGCUUAGCGGUGAGUCUCACAUAUUUUGGGAGUCCGAAUACGGGGAAUUAUGAUCUUUCAACUGGAUGCAUAAAUUGGUUAAAUGAGUUUGCUGAGUAUCACAACGAGCUACUUCAAACAAAGUUGAAUAUGGCUAGAAAACGCCAUCCAACUGCUGCCAUCAUUUAUGCUGAUUACUACAAUGCUAUCCUUCAGCUCUACCGCAACCCAGAAGAAUAUGGGUUUAGGAGAACCACUGCCGCUUGUUGCGGAGAUGGGGGCCCCUAUAAUUACAACAAAGAGGUGCAGUGUGGUGAUCCACCGACAACUGUUUGCCCCGAUCCUUCCGUAUAUAUCAACUGGGAUGGCCCUCAUUUCACAGAGGCUGCCAACAGAUGGAUUACUUCAGCUUUGUUGAGAGGGCCAUACACUCUUCCUCACCUCGAUACUUCCUGCAUUUCUGAGGCUGCCAGUGCUAGACACUUCACGGAUGCCUAGCUGGAUGCUCUCUGUUUGAUGCAGUGGUGCUGAUAAUAGCUUUACAAUAACUCAAGGGCCAGAAUUUUUAGAAAAAUUGCUUAGGCAUUUAUUGAUGGAGAAGAUUUAUAUAUAAAUAUGAAAGGUAGGUACAGAUUUAAAGGGAAGCUGCAUAAUUGCGUCCCUUGAUGAUUUGUACGAUUUGUUCGAAAUGCUUGUACGUGUGAAAUGAUCAUGCUGGGAAUUUUAGAUAAGUGAUUGGACACUGAUUGAGUCUGAACAUUAUUAUUUGUCACAUUGAAAUUUGUCUUUGUCGUAAUUGUUUGUAAUGAACAAGGGCCCUUUGUUAUUGUA
Messenger RNA from Coffea eugenioides, 1563 nucleotides. Its product is annotated as GDSL esterase/lipase At1g28600-like. The record is from RefSeq and is a predicted model, not a curated record. Lineage: Eukaryota; Viridiplantae; Streptophyta; Magnoliopsida; Gentianales; Rubiaceae. The coding region runs from base 88 to 1230 and encodes 380 amino acids. The transcript is spliced from 5 exons. Gene Ontology annotation, molecular function: hydrolase activity, acting on ester bonds.